Dothidotthia symphoricarpi CBS 119687 is the source of this 1866-nucleotide messenger RNA. RefSeq lists its product as uncharacterized. Lineage: Eukaryota; Fungi; Ascomycota; Dothideomycetes; Pleosporales; Dothidotthiaceae. The record is from RefSeq and is a predicted model, not a curated record. Bases 1 to 1866 code for a protein of 621 amino acids. The transcript is spliced from 3 exons.
AUGGCAUCGCCAGCAGCUGUAUUGAGCGAGUUAUCAACCCAUCUGCAGAGCGUCGACGAAGACCCCACUACCCAACUCGACAGAGACUUGUUAGAGAAGUGCGAGCUCUUCACAAGUACGCCAGACUUCAGGUCACACAUAUGGAAAGAAACGAGACCACUGUUUCUACAGGUAGCAGCCUUACUACCAAAACUCCAGCAAGAUCCAUCGCCAUUGACGCAUUUCAUACUCAGGCUAGCUGAGCCCUAUCGAUUCGAAGACAUCAAGGAUGUUGACUUUGAAAUUGGGCUCGAUUUGCAGGCCACUCCGUUUCACGGGCUUCUCCUUUCACUACUCGAGAAGGCCACUGUGAGCAGUAUCGAUGCCCAGGCUCUCGCGAAUAGACCUGGAGUCAUCCUAUCCAUCGUGCGCGUAUGGCUGUGUGUUCAGGACACAGGAGUAGCAACCCAAGCGGAGGACUUACUCACUUCGCUAUUACGGGUCUCGAAGAACGAGCCAGUACCGAAUAAAGAGGAUGCUCCAUUACGCACCCAUGGUAUCGCUCCAAUGUGGCGGCGGCUGUUCCACGACAGAGACAUAAGUUCGCUCUACUACCAUUACACGUCGCUCAAGCAGCUAGUCUCUCCGCCCUUGCCACUCUUGAAUAAACGUGACAAGACAAUAGCACAAGCUAGGCUGUUGUCUUGGUUACCCCGUGUAGGGGCCAUGGACUGGAACACUCUCGUUACCUCGUAUGACACUGACAUCGAGCGCGAAGUUGGUCUACGCACCGACCAAGGUCUUCUCCACUACGCUGCAACGAAGAUGGUCAACACCGAGGAUGACAUUCUCAUGCACACGACCCUUAUCAACUUCUUCAGCUCGCUUAUCACUUCUGUCAAGGCAAAGCCACAUCUCACACACUAUGACUCAAGCCUAUCUCUGGAUUUCUUGAAAGAAGAGGGCGUUCACAAAGGAAUCAUUGACUUCCACACAUCAGAUGAACCAAGUCUGGAGCAUUCGUUUCUAAGUAGCCGGACUGCACAGUACAUCAGUGACUACGCCUCAAACUAUCCAGAGAACUUCGAAAACAGUCCUGAAAUGCCCGCCAUCCGAAACUAUGUUCAUCGCAGCAUUCGCAAGUGCGAAGCCCACGAUCUCAACAUCCUUGCUUCUAUGCCUCGUUCAGCUUUGAUUCCACGUCGAGCCUCGGGGCUGGCUUGGGACGACUGUGUGAUCCUGGACUUGCCUAUCACGAGGACAAAUCAAGACGCGUUGAAAGCGUUGGCUUCUGUAAUUCACGGCCCGCUGAAGGAAGAAAUCACUUUCCCCCAAGUAGAAGUAGUAGGCGUUGACUUCAAACAUACGCAAGUCGAAUCGGUCUUCGCACGACUACUCACAGCCCUCUUCUACAGCAGGAAACCCAAUAUGUUCGGUGACAUUGUGAAUCACAUCGAAACAAUCGCUAUGAAAGAGAACGCACUCGCCGCACUCACUCUCGUUCGCGCCAUCAUCACCGCUUCAUGGUCUUCCGACCCGUUACCUGACAUCAUUCCCACGAACGACCUAACCUACGCCCGCCUCAAUAACUUCCCCAAGACAGGUCUGGACCUCAUUCUCGACCCAACUAUCAGCGGCGGAGUACUUCCCUCUCUACUGAAACCUGCUAUCACAUUCUCGAAUCUGGUUGGCGGCCGAGGCGAUGCUGAGAACGCGGCAUAUCAGGUUGCAAUGGCAAAGUUCGAUGUGUUGAAAGCGUUAGGACGGAAGCUGGAAGAAAGUGGUGGACGGCAAGACGUUCUGGCUAUGGUGAGGAGAAGGGUCGGCGAGGGUCCUUGGGGAGUUAGCGGAGGUGUUGGAAGUAGGAUUGGCACUUUGGAGCUCUAG